This is a messenger RNA of Protopterus annectens (West African lungfish), 4160 nucleotides long. RefSeq names its product proline, glutamate and leucine rich protein 1 (gene PELP1). Gene Ontology annotation, cellular component: nucleus. The record is from RefSeq and is a predicted model, not a curated record. Gene Ontology annotation, biological process: rRNA processing. NCBI's taxonomy places the organism in Eukaryota, Metazoa, Chordata, Ceratodontiformes, Protopteridae.
AUGGUUAAGGACAGCAGUAAGGGAUGUGCUUCCAUAGUUAAAUAUGCGUAUUUUAAUGUUUACAUGCUUCACGCAUAUUUAGAGCCAGUGCAGUUCGAAGGGGCUGCAAAUAUGAUGGUAACGCCUUCAUCGAUGCUGAUUGGCUAUGAAUAUAGCUUGUCACAUGGAGGAAAUGUGAGAAAUUUUAAUGUAGUCAAAAGUAAUAGAAGAUUAAAAGACAGCAUUAUUGAAGAUUAUUCAGGUGUACAGAGGGGUGUUAGUGGUAAUGCCCUAGCAAAACGUGAUAAUGCAUUUGGCAUUGAAGGACUGAUCAGGCUUACUAACUCCCGACUAAGUUCUGUCAAAACCAGGUUUGAAGGCCUCUGUCUCCUCACCUUCCUAGUAGUGGACAGCCCCACUGAAUGCUUUCAGAAACACUGUCUCUCAUGGCUUCGAAGUAUUCAGCAAGUUAUGCAGUCACAGGACCCUCAACCAACACUAGAACUGGCCUCUGCUGUGCUUUACGACCUGCUGAAAUAUUCAUCACAGUUGCCAGAGUUGGCCAGGGAAAUUGCCUCAAAUCACAUUCCUGGUAUUCUCACUUCACUUUUGGGCCUUAAACCUGAGGGCCAGGUAGCUGCUUUGGAUGGAAUGAGAGCUUGUAUGACCUUUUAUCCCCGUUCCUGUGGAGCAUUACAGAGCAAGCUGGCAGACUACUUCCUGUUCAGAGUGGAUGCAGAAAAUCGUGCACUACAAGAGAUACUGUUUAUUAUGAAGGACCUGGAGUUGAACUCCCAUUUCCAGCAUUGAACCAUUGCCAUCCUUGCCAUGUAUUGCAGCUUAAACAGAGGUUCACUGGGGUUAGCAGAUGUCUCUCUCUCUUGCUCAGCACUGAGUUCUCUGUUCCUGUGAAAGUCCCAGUGCAAGAGAUUUUAAACCUUAUAUGCAGAAUUCUGAAUAUUGGCAACAAGAAUAUUAGCCUGUUGAUGGAAGGAGUCCAAAAGAUGCUAAUUUUACCUUCACUCCACAGUGAUGGCCUAGAAAUUCUUUCUUCCUUGAUUACAGCAUGUGGGAGUCGACUGGUACGAUUUGCCAGUGUGAUUUGUCGAUUGUUUCCCCAAAUCUUAACUUCAUGGAACAUGAACAGGGGAGAUGAUGCAGUCAUUGGGCAAGAAAAGGCUUACAGUGCUGUCAGAGUGAAGUGUUACAAUGUCCUGGAAAUGUGGAUUAAGGUGUCUGGAGCUGCUUCUGGAGUCCUGCAGGGAAAGUUGCACCAUUCUGACAUCCUUUUAGCUCAUCUCCUGACAGACAUCCCUCCUCCUUCCGAGACCUUAAAGCUGAAAGGCAAGCCAUUUGGAGAAAUGAUGAUGAAACCAGGCAUGAAGAAGCAGAAGCAGUUUGAUCUGAAUGAUUCCUUGCCAUUACAGAGCCACAGAAAACAAGAUCUGAUUGCAAACAGUGAGGUCUGUGAGGCAGCUCUGAGAGUCCUGAGUCGAGCUGUCAUGCUGUCUGGGAGUUCACUGAAAGAAGAUACACACAAGAAACUUCAUGAGCUGAUUGUACCACUCUUGAUUCGUAUGCCGCAAGGUCAUGAGCAGUCAGCUAGUCCAUAUCUCGCACCUGUUUGCAGGCUGGAGUUGUACCGUCUGCUGCUUUUCCUGUUGCUGGUGCCCAACCCCAGAUGUCCACCUCCACUGCAGUGCAGUCUGCGGAUCUUCAGCUUGGGCCAGAAUGAUCAUGAUAUUGAGGUUGCAUCCUUCUGUUCAGAAGCUUUGGUGAUCUGCAAUGCCAUUAUCCAUCCAAGAGUACCUUGCCUUCAAGUCCCAUUCAGUCCUGCAGCAAUUAAUCCAGCCAUGGUCAAAGUACAAAUGGUUGCUUCUGAGGCACCAGCCCAGUUCAGGCCUACCUUCCACCUGCCAUCUCCUAUGGUUAGGCCUUCAUUAAAUCACUUGGACCUGCCCUUGCAGGGUAUGACUGCAGGCCAGCAGUUAUUAUCUAGAUUGUCCACACCUUUGCCCGUACCCUUGACUACAAGUGUGAGUGUUCCAGCAAUGCCACCCUGUGUGGUAAGUAAAGAGAACCACAUAUCAGAGCAGCAGAUGGAUAUGGAUGCAGGACUUCAAGCCAUGCCACCUUCUCCUGGUGAAACCUUUGAUGAUAAAGGGCGCAGACCUGUUUUUAUCCAUUAUGACAAAGAGGAAGAAACAGAUGUAGAAAUAUCACUGGAAAGUGAUUCUGAUGAUAGUGUUGUCAUUGUACCUGAGGGACUGCUGCCAAAGCCACAGAGCACAUCUCCUUCAAAGACAGCAGAAGAGACUGAAGAGUCUGCUGCAAAUCUACCUGUGCCUGUAGCCGUCGCAUUGGAUACAGCUGUGCCUCCUACUCCGUCUCUGCCUGUAAGCCAAUCACAGCCUGUAUCCCAACCUUCUUCAGCAGAGAAUCAAGUAGUUGCCUCUCAGGCGGCUGAAGAAGACCUCACUGUUAUAAAUAUUAACAGCAGUGAUGAUGAGGAGGAAGAUGAGGAGGAAUACCCAGAUGAUUUUUUUGAAGAUGAAUAUCCUGAAGAGGACUUUGAUGGUGAAAUGGAAGAAGAUGCUGAGAUGGAAGAGGAAGAGGAGGAGGAAGAGGAGGAAGAUGAGUUGGAAAUGGAUGAGUUUGAGGAUGUGGAAGAUGAGGAAGAGUUAGAAGAGGAGGAGGAGGAGGAGGACUAUGAUGAGGAGGAAGAAGAAUUCAUGUCAGGAGAGGAGGAAGAGGAGGAGAUACAGCAGGAAAUUUCCCAACAGGUAGAAAUGUCAUUAAAAAAAGUUACAAGUUUACCAAUAGAUGAUAACCAAGAAUCUGUGUGCAAACUGCAAGAGACUAUUGCUUCACAGCAGGAUGAUGACAUGGAGGUUGAAGAAGUGAGGGUUAAUGCAGAAGAAAAGAAAAUAACUAGUGAAGUAAUAGUAAUUGAAAAGCUUGAUGAAGAAACAACGGAAAUAAAAUUAGUGGAAGAAGAGAAAAUAGAAGCUGGGGCAACUGAUGUGAAAACAGAAGCUGAACCUGAGGAGAAGGUAGAACAUGAAGAAACAGAGGAGAAUUUAGCAGCACAAAACCAGAUGGAACCAGAAAUAUUGCCACAAGAAGAGCCACCAAAAGAAGUGAGCGUGGAAGAGAUGCCGGCAGUAAAGCUAUCUGUGGAGGAGAAAUGCCAAGACUUGGAAGCAAAAGAAGAACAAAAGGAAGAAACCAAACCUGAUGAGAAGGUGGAGACUGUUCCUUGUUCAGAAGUCUGUCAUUCAAAAGAGAGUGAGCUGUUAGAGAAAUCUGUCCUGGAACAAGUACCACAAGAUGUGGCAACAGCAGCCUCUGCUGAUGUAGCAGUCACAGCUACAGAGACAGCUCCAGGGGAGACAACAGACAUGGUUGAAGUGCUCACCCCUUCUGAGGGGACUGCCCCAGUUGUGAUGGUACCUGCUGCUCCUGAGGGGACUGAAGUUACUACGGCUGAGACGGUGCCAACUGCCACAUCUGAAGUGAUAAGUGCUCCAUGUGAUGUAAUGGCAAGUGAGCCAUCAGAAACUAUGGCAGCUUCCACAGCUGAAGAAAUGCUUCUGGCAGAGCAUACAGACAAACAUCAGGAAAUGUCUGUAGUAGAUGCAGACACUUCAGUUGAAAUUAUGGUCUCUGAGAAGGUGGCAUCUUCAGAUGAAGUGAUUGAGGAAGAAUUGACUAGCAAAGAGGAAGAGAAGCCGGAUGGUGAAAUAUCUGCAAACAUAAAGGAAGCUGACGAAGAAGAAAAAAAACUGCCAGAGGAUAAUGUUGCUAAAAUGCUGUCUGAUUUUGUGGACUGUGCACCAGAUGAAGAAGAAACAGGCGUGUGUGUAUGAUCUGAAUUCCCAGAACACAGGAGCAGAAUGGCCUUUUAAGAUAAGCAGAUGGGAACAAGGCUGGUUUGGAAAAAUAUUGGACCUUGAUGGAGCAAAGCUAGUUAAUUCCAGGUACUGGUUGUGUAAGGAUUAACUAGCUGUCUGUGACAGUGCAACAAAAUAUAAAUAAGAAUACUUGACCCAUCACUGUAGCUGUGUAACCAGUGAGCUGAGGCUGAUUGGAACUCGACCGUCGUAGCUGAGUUAUUUUUAUUUUUAUUUUGGAAAAUUUUGGACAUCAAUAAAGGAUCAUAUUUCCUAGUGUGGCAUUUA